Messenger RNA from Strongylocentrotus purpuratus (purple sea urchin), 885 nucleotides. RefSeq names its product rhodopsin, GQ-coupled-like. Gene Ontology annotation, biological process: G protein-coupled receptor signaling pathway. The record is from RefSeq and is a predicted model, not a curated record. The transcript has 2 exons. Gene Ontology annotation, cellular component: membrane. Gene Ontology annotation, molecular function: G protein-coupled receptor activity. Lineage: Eukaryota; Metazoa; Echinodermata; Echinoidea; Camarodonta; Strongylocentrotidae. The coding region runs from base 1 to 885 and encodes 294 amino acids.
AUGUCUGCGACAGAAUCUGCAGCCGGUACUGAAUCAUGGGACCAUAUUCAUCCGAUCCCUGCAGCCUGGUUUCUUGUUGUAUGCACAGUACUUUCUAUUUCUUGCAACACCAUCAACCUUACCGUUAUACCUAGGCUGAAUGAUUUGGCAGAUACUUCGAAAGUCUUUUAUAUCGCUCUCGCCAUCUUUGAUCUUAUGGUCACGUUUAUACAUAUCCUUAUGAUCAAACCUUCUAUAUCGGGUUACUGGAUUUAUGGUGAAUUAGCUUGUAAAGCGAUUGGAACCUGUGCGGGAUUCGUGCUAGCCUUUUCAUCAGCAACGGUGACACUGCUCAACAUCGACAGGUUUAUCUUAAUAAUCCGACCCCUUCGAUAUCCGUCAAUUGUUACUCUACGACGUUGUGUUGCUGUCUUGGUAGCGACGUGUUGCAGCAUGGUCAUCAUUGGCCUUCUUGAAUUCGAAUUCGCAGGACACUCCUUUGACAUCGUUCGCUUUCGAGAAUUUGGGGUGUGCAUCAUGGACUCAACCGAUAAAGACUUCUUACCAAUAGCCAUUUUUAAUUAUACCAUCUCGUUCUGGGCUCAAGCGGUUAUCAUCACGGUACUCUACUUGAUCGUAAUUCGAACUGCCUGGAAACACACCAACGAUAUGGCUCGACGUGAAGAAGCUGUAUUCCAGAUCCGAAAGUUCUACAAUCCGAUGCUGGAGGAGGCCUUUGCGCACUAUGAGGAGGGUGUAUCAUCACGUCAAGGCGCCGACCUCUUCAAUGACGCACUCUUCAAAGCUAAGACGAAGUGUACACAUAUUCUCGUGAGGAAACUCCUCUAUGUAGAUGACAUUGCUCUUGCUGCUCAUACGCAGAUGCGCAGUUACAUCAUGGUAUAG